CGCCUCAUCAAAUGCCCUUUUCCUGCCAGAACUUCAGCCCAACGCUGGAGAAUCAUCUUGGAUGGGAUGGACUAUGACGUUCCUUGUUUAAAGCGCCCCUGUGAUUCCCUAUCGAUGCCCCCCCCCUUACCUGCUGCGAACCUCACGAGUGCCCCGGAAAAACGUUGUACGAAAAUUCGACUGUCCAGUGUUCACCCGUCACCAUGGAAUCCUCAACUAGACGCGAAGGCGUCGAUGUGAAGGCACUUCCUGUGCUUCUUCACUCUAUGCUAACGCAACCGCCGAGUUCGUCUCCAGUGGCUCUCGCCUACAAUGCACCUUCGUGGACGGAGCUCCUGAUGGCUUGCCAAAGCUCACAAACAAAAGGCGAUGACGCAGGGAACUCAGUUGUUUUCGCUCAGAAAGUGGAAGAGUGUUUGAAGAUCUCGGCGUCGGAGAGCCCAGCAGCCUCAUCUCAAACUUCUGGAUUGGACAAAAAGAACUUAAAGUCCCUUACCAAAGCGACACAGCCGUGGCUACGCACGCGCGGCGAAUACAAAGAAACGGAGCGGGUUCUCUUCAACUCCGAGGUGGAGAAGAAGCCAGGCUACCGAUGCGACAACAAAGCAGCAGUCCAGAUAUCUGCUUCGUUUGAUUUUGGAUCGGGAGUGCCUGGCCCUUCUUCACAAGCGCCACAGUCAGAAUGGAUGGAUGCGACUGCAAAGGACCAUUCGGCCUGGCAACAGAGGCGACUUCAGAUCCUGAAGAGACGCAUGAUCGCAAACAUGGCUGCUUCUGUCGAUGUACCUCCGAACGAAGCACCGACACAGUCCCCCGCCCAAGUGCCGCAGGUCGUGCGGGUAGGCCAGCUCGCCGGAGGAGAAGGCCGGCCUUUCUCCUUUGUCUCCAUGGUUCUCGAUGACGUCGCGGGGAACAGAGAAUCUGUCCAACUUCUCUACACGGAAGAGACGCUCACUCGUCAGCAUAGGCAGUUGAAAGAAUCCGCCAGGCGACGACAAAGCGAGGAUACUUCGACUUACGCGCAGGAGUCACGGACGGCGGCAACUGGAGAGGGAGAGAAUGGUUCCACGCCUGUCUGCAGAGAUGGAAGAACUGAGGAGAUCUGUGCCUACCCAGGCAUGUUAAUAGCGGUGCGUGGUGUCCUUCGAAAGACGGAGUUCGGCACCAAGUUGUCCGUGUCCUCUUUCCAUGGUGGUCCCCCGCUGCCGUCGCCGACGUCUCGUCACGUGCUUUCGGUGCCUCUCGGGCCUGUUUUGAGCCACGAAGGUCUCUCCAAAGAGAGAUGCGAAUCGCGCACCGUUGCCAGUUGCUAUCGAGGAAACCCGGUGCAUAUUAUGCUUGCCUCCGCCCAGAACCUCGUGCCUCUAAAGACGGGCACAAUGUCACGCAACUUGGAGCUAGAUCUACUCCUGGAUCGUGUUCGCGAAGAAGUACCCCAUAUUCUCAUUCUUUUUGGCCCCAUCGUUCCGGCUUCCGCUUUGAUCAGUCUGAGUGUAUCCUCCCCGGCUGCCGUCGCUGGCCUUCCCGACGUGGACUGGACGUACACUGCGUUCUUCAGACAGGUGGCCUCCCGCCUGGCAGGAACGCGAACACGUGUCUUUGUAGUGCCAAGCACUGCAGACGUCGCGCACCCUCAUCCUCUUCCCCAACCCCCCUACUCUUCCGACCUUGUCUCCUCUGACCCUUUCAUUGGCCUUCCCGCUUCAGCUCGACAACAGAUUUCCUUUUUGCCGAACCCCUGUUUCCUCUAUGUCAACGAGCUGCGACUUCUCGUCACUGCUGAAGAUCCUCUCAUGGAAAUCGGAGCGCAGGUGGCCUAUCCGAGCUGCAUCGGUUCUCACCAAGAUUUGAUUGCAGCUUGCUGCUCUUCUCUUCUCCGGCAGCGAACGUUGUUUCCCAGUGGGGCGUCGUCCACGCUUCCAGUUGACCCUAAGCGUUUUCCGCCCCGCAUGUUUGAUGUGGCCGAAGACGGCGAGGACUCCAUCCCGCACAUCGUUGUGUUCCCUUCGGAUGCAAACGUUUCCGGAGGGACCGACCCUUCGCAACAAGGGGCAUUCGCCUGCAUUGCAGACGAGCGCCUGUUUGUUCUCCCGUUCAGUCCUAAGUUGGUACGCGAGGCCUCGGCGCGUGCGGAGUGGACCAGCAUCUACAUCCAGCCUCCACCGGCGAAGGAGGGAAACGAGAGCAUGGAAGCAGACAUUAAAGAUAAGGCGUACGAUGAAACCAUGGGGAGAAAACCCGAAGGCGAAGACGCUCAACCACUCUCUCUGAAGACGCGCGUCACUGUGCGGCAUUCUUCCUAUGCGUUGGCCUAA
Molecule: messenger RNA, 2315 nt
Organism: Toxoplasma gondii ME49
Lineage: Eukaryota; Apicomplexa; Conoidasida; Eucoccidiorida; Sarcocystidae
Product: DNA polymerase epsilon subunit B protein
Exons: 6
Coding region: 204-2315 (703 amino acids)
Biological process (GO): DNA replication initiation; DNA replication
Cellular component (GO): alpha DNA polymerase:primase complex
Molecular function (GO): DNA binding
Source: RefSeq, a predicted model, not a curated record